Messenger RNA from Epithele typhae, 327 nucleotides. RefSeq lists its product as uncharacterized. NCBI's taxonomy places the organism in Eukaryota, Fungi, Basidiomycota, Agaricomycetes, Polyporales, Epitheliaceae. The record is from RefSeq and is a predicted model, not a curated record. The transcript has 4 exons. The coding region runs from base 1 to 327 and encodes 108 amino acids.
AUGUCGAACAAGGAUUACUACGGCGGCGGCGGCCAGCAGCAGCAGCAGCAGCAGUACUACCCUCCCCAAGGUCCUCCCCCGGGCCAGGGCGGCUACUACGGCGGCCCCCAGCAGCCACAACAAGCAUACGGCCAGCCUGGCUAUGGCCAACAGCCCUACGGCCAACCUGGCUACCAGCAGCCCUACCAGCCCCAGCCUCCGCCACAGACCGUAUAUGUUCAGCAGCAAGACAAGGGUGGAGCCGGCGGAACUGGUUGCCUUGCGUGUCUAGCGGGCGCUUGCUUGUGUUGCUGCGCGGAAGAGAUGCUCUGCGACUGUCUGUUCUAG